AUGUCGGAUAUUAGAUUCAGCAAUCUCACUUGGGAUCACAUUGUAACACUGGAUCGUGUGUUAGAUGAAGAUCCCAUUCAUGGAAGGGGCAAUUUCCCCACACUGGAGGUAAAACCAAAAGAUAUUGUUCAUGUUGUGAAAGACCAACUCAUAAAGCAGGGCAUUAUUGUUAAAGAUACAAGAUUGAAUGGCUCUACAGCAAGUUACAUACUCGCAAGCCAUAAUGGAAUCAGCUAUAAAGAUUUGGACAUUAUUUUUGGUGUUGAUCUACCAAGUGAUCAAGAAUUUCAGGUAGUUAAGGAUGCAGUUUUUAGGGCUGUCUACUGACUUUUACCAAAAGGUGUUAAAAAAGAAAAGAUUACCCUAAAAACCAUGAAAGAUGCCUAUGUGCAAAAAAUGGUAAAAAUUUGCAGUAACAAUGAUCGUUGGAGCCUCAUCUCCCUCAAUAACACUGGGAAGAAUGUAGAACUAAAAUUUGUGAAUUCACUCAGACGACAAUUUGAAUUUAGUGUAGAUUCUUUUCAAAUUUUUUUGGAUUCCAUGUUAGAUUUUUAUAGUGAUCCAAAUGCCAAGCUAACCAAAGAAUCCUGUCCUGUUGUGGUGGCUGAAAGUAUGUACGGAGACUUUCAAGAAGCAAUGAUACAUUUGAAAUACAAGCUAAUAUCUACCAGAAAACCUGAAGAGAUCAGAGGUGGUGCUUUGAAAUACAGCAAUUUGUUGGUUCGUGACUUCAAACCAGCUUCUCAAACAGAAAUUAAGACUUUGGAACGUUACAUGUGUUCUAGAUUUUUCAUUGAUUUUCCUGAUGUAGCAGAACAACAAAAGAAAAUUGAAUCGUACCUCCGGAACCAUUUCAUAGGUGAAGAAAAAAGCAAGUAUGACUACCUUAUGACUUUGCAUGGAGUUGUGAACCAAAGCACUGUCUGCCUCAUGGGAUAUGAACGAAGGCAGACCCUUAAUAUGAUCACCCUUUUGGCUUUGAAAGUACUUGGAGAACAGAAUAUUUUACCCAAUACAGACAAUGUAACUUGCUUUUAUCAACCUGCUCCAUACUUAGUUCUUGAGGGAGGGUACCCUAGUUAUUAUGUAGCAUCUGCCACACUGGUUUAUUUCCAGCCAUGCCAUGCGGUGCCGUUCCCUGUGCAAAAUGGUAUGAUGUAA
This is a messenger RNA of Arvicanthis niloticus (Nile rat), 1161 nucleotides long. RefSeq names its product terminal nucleotidyltransferase 5D (gene Tent5d). NCBI's taxonomy places the organism in Eukaryota, Metazoa, Chordata, Mammalia, Rodentia, Muridae. Gene Ontology annotation, biological process: mRNA stabilization. Gene Ontology annotation, molecular function: poly(A) RNA polymerase activity; RNA binding. The record is from RefSeq and is a predicted model, not a curated record.